Messenger RNA from Eremomyces bilateralis CBS 781.70, 666 nucleotides. RefSeq names its product trimeric LpxA-like protein. The annotation marks the transcript as partial. The record is from RefSeq and is a predicted model, not a curated record. The transcript is spliced from 3 exons. NCBI's taxonomy places the organism in Eukaryota, Fungi, Ascomycota, Dothideomycetes, Eremomycetales, Eremomycetaceae.
CCUUAUGUCAAAGCCUCGUUCUGGUGCGACUAUGGCACCAACUUGCACAUUGGGCGUACUACAUUCAUCAACCGUGGCUGCAUGAUCCUCGACACUCCUGUCCAACCAAUACGGAUUGGUGAGAAGUGUCUGUUCGGCCCCGAAGUACACAUUUACGCCGUGUCUCAUGCAGAGGAUCGAGAGGAGGUCAAUAGUCCAAGCUAUGGGAAACAGGUCACCAUUGGAGAUCGCUGCUGGAUUGGCGGAAGGGCCACCAUUUUAGGAGGAGUGAGCAUUGGAGAUGGUUGCAUUAUUGGCGCUGGCAGUGUCGUCACAAAGAGCGUCCCAGCGGGGCAUAUUGCCUAUGGAACUCCUGCCCGCGUCUAUCGCAAGGUCUCGACGUCUGACCAGAAACGAAGUCCGCCACCUCUAACAAGCGGCAUACCUGUUGACGAAAGCAGCUUUUCGAAUGACGACCUCGGUUAUGCUAGUCUUGCCGCUGCCAUUGCGCUUGUACUCGAUGGGUUUUUGAAUCCCGGAUCGUACAUUAUGUUGGACGAUACCCAGCAUUCUCUCGGCCCUAGCUUUCCGUGGCUUAUCGGUCGGCUCAGAUUUGCCUUUGCAGCGAUUAUCUAUCUCACCUUAUUUUUCUUUACCAUCCGGAUGUACAGACUCCUCUGGUCGUAA